AUGAGUUCCAAGUCAAAAUUCGUAGGGGUCAUUGGAGUGCCUUUCUCAAAGGGCCAGCCACGAGGAGGGGUGGAAGAAGGCCCCACGGCACUGAGAAAGGCCGGCCUGCUGGAGAAACUGAAAGAACAAGAGUGUGAUGUGAAAGAUUACGGGGACGUGCCCUUUUCUGAUGUCCCUAGUGAUCCUCCCUUUCAAAUUGUGAAGAAUCCAAGGUCUGUGGGAAAAGCGAACGAGCAGCUGGCUGGCGUGGUGGCAGACGUCAAGAAGAGUGGAAGGACUAGCCUGGUGCUGGGUGGAGACCACAGUAUGGCGGUCGGAAGCAUCUCUGGCCAUGCUCGGGUCCACCCAGAUCUCUGUGUCAUUUGGGUGGAUGCUCACACUGAUAUCAACACUCCACUGACAACCACAAGUGGGAACUUGCAUGGACAGCCUGUGUCUUUCCUCCUGAAGGAACUAAAAGGAAAGAUCCCCGAUGUACCAGGAUUCUCCUGGGUGACUCCCUGCAUAUCUGCCAAAGAUAUUGUGUAUAUUGGCCUAAGAGACGUGGACCCUGGGGAACACUACAUUUUGAAAACUCUGGGUAUUAAAUAUUUUUCAAUGACCGAAGUGGAUAAACUGGGAAUUGGCAAGGUGAUGGAAGAAACACUCAGCUAUCUACUAGGAAGAAAAAAAAGGCCAAUUCAUCUGAGCUUUGAUGUUGAUGGAUUGGACCCAUCUUUCACACCAGCUACGGGCACACCAGUUGUCGGAGGUCUGUCUUACAGAGAAGGUCUCUACAUUACAGAAGAAAUUUACAAAACAGGGCUACUCUCAGGAUUAGAUAUUAUGGAAGUGAACCCAUCUCUGGGGAAGACACCAGAAGAAGUAACUCGAACAGUGAACACAGCAAUAGCAAUAACCUUGGCUUGCUUUGGAGUUGCGCGGGAAGGUAACCAUAAGCCUGUUGACUACCUUAACCCACCUAAGUAA
Molecule: messenger RNA, 969 nt
Organism: Neogale vison (American mink)
Lineage: Eukaryota; Metazoa; Chordata; Mammalia; Carnivora; Mustelidae
Gene: ARG1
Product: arginase 1
Exons: 8
Coding region: 1-969 (322 amino acids)
Cellular component (GO): nucleus; cytosol; cytoplasm
Molecular function (GO): manganese ion binding; arginase activity
Source: RefSeq, a predicted model, not a curated record